AUUGACCUCAGUUGUUUAUAUUGAUAUGUGUGCAUGUCUUUAACCGUAAUAAUGGAUGUAAAUAGGUUUUAAAAAGAUAAUAUUUUAGAGUGUGCGCAAUGUUUGGAUACAUGUGUGUUUAAACGAUAUCAAAUAAGUGUUUAAACGUAUCAUUCUAUUAAGAAGAUCUGACUUAAACAAGGAAGUAAUUUACAUCUGAAUAUAGUGCAGGUUGUUUUAGUGAUAUUAUUGGUUUCGUGACAGAUGUUCUCAUAUGAAUAUAUUGUGACAACAAUAAAAUCAUAAAUUUACACAAAAACAUCACUAAUAUCGCUCUUGCCCAUUAAAGGACGUUCAAGUAUUGUUCACUAUAUCUUCACCAUAGCUGCAUUAACAGAUAACAUGGCAUCAAAGCAGAAUCAGUGUGAAAUAUGCUUUAAGGAAAACGCAGUUGGACAUUGCGAAACCUGCGGAGAUGUUGGAGAAAAUUGUGUAGAUAUUCACAAAAAAGGAAAGGUGUUUCAAACUCACACUGUCGUGUUGUAUGAGGCUGUAAAAAUGCAUGAGGAUGGUGGAGAUAAAACAAAUAUAUUUAUGCGGGACAUCACAGAAGAAAAAUGUAAGCAGCAUCCGACAGAGAGAGCUAUUUUUCUUUGUAAUGUGCAUGAGUCCAUGAUAUGUGGCCGAUGCCUUCAUUCGGAACAUAUUCCUUGUGUAAAAGAAGUUGUUGACUUGUUGAAGGAAGGAAUUACCAUUGACUGCGAGAAAGUCAACACAAUGAAAUCAUUGUUGAUGGAGGUAAAAGACGAAAUUCUUCUUUUGAAAAAUGAGGCAGAACAAAGCAAGGACAACUACAAGAAAACUGCAGAUAAAUGUGUGCAAGAUUGUAUGGAGUUAGGUAAUACAAUUAAACGACGGGUAGAUGAACUAACAAGUGGCAUUAGAGACGGGAUAACAGACAAACAUAACGAAAACUUGACCAUUCAUUCCCAUAUUACUAAACUGUGUGAUGAGAAAACCAAGUGGUGUGACGAUGAGGACAGUAAAAUUGACAAUUUUGUUGACAAUAAUUUGGCUGGGCAUUUGUACCUAAUGAGCAGACAUUUUGAGAAAGAAGCUUCGGAUGUCAGAUCCCACCUGAAAGAAAUGAAACACAAACAUACUUUUAAAGGUUUCGACUUCAAAGAAAACAAUGUUAUUCUUAAAUGCCUGUUUGAGGAUUUGGAUGAAGUUUGUGAACAACAAGACGAAGUUACUGGGAGCGACGAUGGAAAUGCCAACGAUGUUUUCGCAUCUACCCCGAAAAUAAACAAGACCCGGCGAGAGCUCACUGUACUCUUGAAUCAGGCCAAAGACGAAUUAGAUAACUCAGAAAAGACAAGAAAGCAGUUCGAGCAAAAGUUACUGAAAGCGAAACAGGACAUAGAGAAAUCUGAAAACACACAGAAGGAACUGCAUGAUGAGCUGAAACGAGUGAAAGAAGAACUAUAUCAUUCAGGAAAGGGAAGGGGAGUUGUCAAGGCACAACUUUCACCCAUGCAAGACUAUAUCACGUGGACUCAACCAACUGGAACAGUUGAUGUCAAGAAAACCCUUGAUGAAUACGGUUGCCAUAUAAUUCACUUGGUUUUUACUUUCCCGGAUGGCAUUCAGACGACGCACCAUCCGUCCCCGGGAAAACCGUAUAAAGGCGGCACGUUCACAGGACACUUGAGAAGAGACCCUGAGGGCGAGCUGAUAUGUAGGAUGUUAAAGGCGGCAUUCAGGAGAGGGUUGAUGUUCAACUUGAGGAAGGAAGGGAAAGUUGACCUGGAUGGCAUCUCAUUGUAUAAUGGUGCAGUGUUUUACGGAGAAUGGGAGGUAUACGAUGCAUACACACAGACAUUGAAAGCGGAGCUGUCAGCCAAAGGUAUCACAGCGGCGAAUAUAGAGCAGACGGAGGAGCUGUACGAGACAUUGACAGUUGACGGUCGGUAACUUGCAUUAGUGUUAUGUUGUCGAAACACCCACUGCAAAGGAUUAUGGCAUAUAUUAAAAAGGUGCAUGUUGUUAUUGUAUAUAGAUUGUGUAUAACAUGAUAUGCCAAUCUAGAAUCGAUCUCCCAAAAAUCGAAAUUGCUUUUGUGCAUUUAGUGAACUUUGUUUUGAAAUGCUUGUCGAAAAGAGGGAGAGUUGAUUUAAAACUGAGCUCUUCGUUACGGCAUCGAUUUCUUUCUAUUAAAUGUUUUGUCAUGUUUACAUCAGAUAUACAAAUAAUUAUUACUUUACUACCAACUAUAUGAGUCUUUUUAUGAAAACUUAAUCGAACUUUUUUUUUUAUUAAAUAUCAUCUUUAAGAAAUUGAAUCAAUAUAUGUAAUAUAUGUAAUCUAUACGUUUUUGGCAAUUUGCAUGUAAGCUUUUAUUAUAAAAUGUAUUAAAAUUAGUCAGAUUGUGACAGUAUUUUGUUCAUCUAGACAAUUUUGUUUUUCAAUGUCUCAAUAUUGUAUAAUUGAUGUAGUAGCUUAGCUUUCAUAUCGUUUUAUAUUUUAGAGAAUUAAAUGUGAUAUCCAGUAACAUGAUGAGUAUUUCUAUAUGUAUAUAUAUAUAUAUAUUUUACUUUAAGCAUUGUAGUACAUUAAAUAUGGUUAAUUAUUUCAAGUUCAAAUGUGCUCGAAGCUGCGCUGAGUUAUAGUAUGCAACAUAAGCGGAAUUUACAGACGAAAAAAUAAUGGAGACGAAUGUAAAACUUAAAUAUUGAAAACAAACGUUCAUGGUCGUCUGUCUAUUGUCCAUGGUCGUCUGUGGAUAAAUUUAUUAUCAAAGUAUAAUUGUUAAAAAUAUUUAACGUAUUGUAAUGUUUAAAACGUGUUAUAAAGGAUGUUUUAGGGAGAUGUUUAUCUAAAGAUGUUCCAAAAUUAAAUCAGAUAAUAUUUAUUGUUUUAAAUCGAAAUUACAAUUUAUUACUCUUGAUGAUUUUUUUUUGUCAUUAAAUAUACUUUCAGAUAAGUAAUAUUCCAUAAGAUGAUACACAUGGAAGCCAUAUGUCAGACAUAUUGGCUAAGCGUGAACCAUGUUGAUAAUGUUAAUCGUCAUAUAUCAUUUAUUUUGAUCACAUUUUGUUCAUACUGUAUUUUAUUAGUUCAAAUGUGCUUUGUUAAUGUAAUUAAUUUUAAUAACAUUGUCAAUCCACUAUAUGUACUUCUUAGACAUUUUAGACACUUGUUUUGUGUGGCUGUUUUAGGAUGCUCUGUUGUCUGUCCCUCGUUAAAUGUCAGUUAGAAAUGACCAGUUUGCAUCUAAGUCAUAAAAAUAUUUUAUAUAUUAUUUUUUCCGGGUCCAGAUAGAAAAAUGCGAACCGAGGACCCACUAGUGAGCUGGUUUCGAGGCUCCACUCAGCGUUUUUAUCAGUGCGAGUAAAACAUUAUAUAUAUAUAUAUAUAUAUAUUAUAUUUCUUAUAUACCUACAAUUACCAAUGUGUGGAAAAACAGACGUAGAUAACUCAUGUGUGUAAACGUUUACCAAAAAAGCGCGAGUGCUGUUGCUUACUGAAAUGAUGCCGUGUAGUGAUUUCGGAACACUUUUCACGUAAAAAUAGUUCCAAAAGUGCGUUAGUGAGGAUAAUCUAUUUCCUUUUUUAAUUAUAAGUCUUUCUUAAUAUAUAUGAAAAUGUGCUUCAUUGAAAACAGUGUGUACUUUUCAUUAAACUUUAAAUAAAAUAAAAGAAGUCUGAUACCUACCCAUAUAUAGAAGAUAUAAUUAAACACAACUAUAUCGUAUAGGUUUAUAUUGUUCUGAUAAGAAUGCUCACAUUUUAAUAAAGCAGCAAUAAACGGUCAUGAAACAGAUUAAAACAUGCAAUCCUUUAUCUGUAGCAUUGUUCAAAGUUACAAUACAACAUACUUAAAUCAUCCUCAACAACAUUAUAACAUCGCACCAUAGCGAAAUCUAUGGAUCUUCAAAUAAACAAAUAUCAAGCUUAUCAUCUGUUUAAAAUUCAGUAAAAAAUGAAACGCUUUUUUCCUUUGGGGUUAAGCCAAUCUUUUGACCUUACCGAACUCGUACAUAAUGUGCGAAUUUGUUUUAUUUACGUUAGCAUUCGGUUGAAGAAAGAUACGAUUUAAUACCCUACCGAGUCAUAAAAUGUUUCGAGGUUUUUUGUACCAAUAACGCCCUUGACAGGCGCUUGGUAUUAUUAUGUUUAUUUAAAGAUGCACCAUUGCUACCGAAUACAAUUUACCACAACUAAUACUAUUGUUUUUUUAUAUACUGAAAAUGAUGAAUUUUGUCGUUCUUUAGAAGGACACCGAGUUUAAUUUGAAAGAACGUAGCAGAAAACCCGAUAUUUCUCAUGAGACGAUGGUAGAUCAUACUUCAUCUUUUAGCACUCACCAUCAUUUAUUUGUUUGUUUGCGUUUUCAGCUAUUUAAUACAUGGUUGCAAUCAUGUUAUCAGUAAUUAUUAUUAUCCAUCAAUGCAGUAUUUGGUAAGUAUUUAAAGGUUUAUCACUCAUGUUUGUUAUACACGUGAAUGUAUUAAAUUUGAAUAAGAGUGUCACUUUAAGUCAACUGUGAGGUUGUGUGCAUACAGGUAAACCCUUAAAUAGUUUAUCUCUCAUUGACCGUUUUAUGGCGGUAAUCGUAACUGGUAUAAAUAAAUAUUUUUUCAUGCCUCUUUGUUCCAACUGUGUUGUUUGUGUAUUUUGGGUCCUAGCGUUUUGCAACUAAAGACAAUUGUUACUUAAAUGUUUGACUACCGGGCUUGACCAUGCAGUUUUCAUUGUAUUUGAAAAAAUGAUCAAAAUGCAUUUUGUACUUAGUACAACCCGCAGUAGUCACACACUGAAUACAAAUUUGUAGAUAAGAUACGUCACAGCUUAGAGCGAUAUUAGUUCUUACAUUUUCAGCGAUAUUCUGUGGAGCAAUGUGUUUUUAUGUAAAAUAAAUCAUUAAAACUUAGAGCAAUACAGGUAUUAACAUGCAUAUCACUUGUAACCGUUAGUGCAUACGUCAAUUAUCUAGGUAAUGAUAUUUUUUACAUUCGCACACCUAUAUCGUUUAAUUUUAGGUGUACUAUACCUUUAUCAUCUACGACCAAUCAUAGUACUGCAAUAAACAGUUUGGAAGUGAUACUAGUAAAUGAUUGUGAGGUAAAUGUAAUACAAACGUGAUAAACUGUGUUAAACAAACAAAAGUACUGCUAUGCAGUUUAAUACGAUAUAAAUGAAUUGUAUAUACACGAAAGUUUCAUGUAAAAUCUUAUAUUGUCGUAUUCUAUCUUACAAUGAAUAUUUUUGUUUUGAAAGCGCUGCAAGUAUCCAUUGCAAUCGUAUAAUAUCAUGCUUUUGUAUUCAAUGUAUGUAGCCGUAUCAUACUACAAUCUCUGAAUGUUAAAAAUUGUCAUACUUGUAUUAGUCGAUAUCAUAUAUGUAUUUUAAAUUAACAUAUUAAUCGGAAAAUAAAGACGGACAUAUAAUGCA
Molecule: messenger RNA, 5436 nt
Organism: Mya arenaria
Lineage: Eukaryota; Metazoa; Mollusca; Bivalvia; Myida; Myidae
Exons: 9
Coding region: 382-1956 (524 amino acids)
Biological process (GO): protein ubiquitination; Notch signaling pathway
Molecular function (GO): zinc ion binding
Source: RefSeq, a predicted model, not a curated record